GUUGGACUUAUCGUAGCUUGCCAUUUUCCUUGGUACUAUGAGAACUCUUUUAGCACGGUGUUUUAGUUUUGUGGCACUGGAGGUCGCGCCAUGUAUGAGAAUUUGGGGCGGCAAUUGAAAUUCGAUCCUGGGAUGGGCAUUUGUCAUGGUGAAGUGUUUGGAUCGGUGGUGUUAUGUUGCUAGUACUAGCUACAGUAUAGUAGUUAUCCCUGAAUUUCAAGAGAAAAUGAUCUUGCUUCAUCAUUGAAUUUCUACUAGUAUAUAGUAAAUUAGUACAGUUUCGGUGUCCAUAAGACUAUGAUACUUCCCCAUGCCAUUUGUCAUCAACAUUUCAGCAAUUGAUCACUGAAGUAGUUUGAAUCUAUAUUCCUGUUCUUAGUGGACAUUCGAAAUUGCUAUACUUGCCCUUAAGUUAUCUGCUUGCUUGUUCAACCAAAUAAAAGGUAUGGAUUUCUGAGUGUUUUUCCUUCUUCCAGCAAGCUUAUAGCUCAUGAUUCCCAGAAAAAGCAAGAGAAGGAAGAGGAGGAGGAGAAGCUGGUGCUGCAAAAAUCCAAGGAGUUGGAUGCUUUUGAUCAGCAGAAUCAUGGAGCAGUCCCCCAGUACUAUGAUCGCAGCGGUUCCCAAGACAAGAAUGGUUUUCAUGGAGCCAACAGUGUGAAGACUACCUCCUUUGAAGAGGAAGCCCUACGCACCAUGAAGGCGUUCUGGCUUCCGUCAGCUACACCCGAAGCCACUGUCAAGGUAGAUGCUCCUUCUACUGACACAAUCUGUCCUGAGGGGCAGGAGAAGCUCAAGCUGAAAUCACUCUUCCCUAUUUCUUUCACCGAGGAGAACGCUCGUCAGAAGAGCAGUAAGUCAGUGGAGAAAAGCUACAUCUGCCCCAGCUGCAAGUCCAAUCUCACAAACACAAUGUCCCUGGUGGCGAUCAGCACCUGUGGCCAUGUCUUCUGCAAGAAGUGCUCGGACAAGUUCAUAGCAACAGAUAAGGUCUGCUUAAUGUGCAGCAAACCGUGCAAAGAGAGGAAUUUGAUUAAUUUAGAAAAAGGAGGAACGGGUUUCGCCGCACACGAUGACCACCUAGAGGCAAAGAACUUCAAGCAUUUAGGGAGUGGUUCUGGGCUAGGAUUGGUGAAGCCUGCUCCUAAGGCAUAGCCUUCAAUUAUGUAACUGUUGUUGUAUAAUGCUGUCAGUUAUCGUUGUGGCACGAAUAUAUGUAACCUGGAAUUUUUAAAUGUUUUGAUAUCUUUUUGAUAAGUAUGAUCUGGAACAAACGAUACUCAGGUUUUUCAUCCAA
Messenger RNA from Triticum urartu, 1294 nucleotides. The record is from RefSeq and is a predicted model, not a curated record. Lineage: Eukaryota; Viridiplantae; Streptophyta; Magnoliopsida; Poales; Poaceae.